AUGUCGAACACAUUAUCAUUCCACCACAUCGCCCUCUCCCCCCUCCUCCAAGGCCUCCGCGCCGCCCACCACUUCCUGCAAAAGGCGCAGACGCACUGCCAGGCCCAGUCCGACGAACCCUCAACCUACCUCAAUGCCUCGCUGCAUCCCGAAAUGAAAGACCUCAUCUACCAAGUCCAACGUUUCACCGACGCCGCCAAGUUCGUGCCGUGUCGCGUCAACCCGGACAUCGAGGGUAUCUCGCUGCCGGACACGGAGACGAACUUUGAAGAGCUGUUUGCGAGGGUGCAGAAGGUUAUUGGGUAUCUGGAAAAGGUAGAUGAGAGGCAGUUUGAGGGGAAGGAAGGGGAGGAGGUGGUUGUUCAGCUUGGGAAGAGGGAGUGGAGGGGCAAGAAGGGGGAGUAUGUGUUGCAGUUCGCGCAGCCAAACUUUUGGUUCCAUGUCACGACUACGUAUGCUAUCCUCAGGAUGAAGGGCGUGGAUGUCGGCAAGCUGGAUUUCUUGACUGCGGGAAAGCCUCUAGGUGUAGAGAAGAAAGAGGAGUGA
Parastagonospora nodorum SN15 is the source of this 546-nucleotide messenger RNA. RefSeq lists its product as hypothetical. The record is from RefSeq and is a predicted model, not a curated record. Bases 1 to 546 code for a protein of 181 amino acids. The transcript is spliced from 2 exons. Lineage: Eukaryota; Fungi; Ascomycota; Dothideomycetes; Pleosporales; Phaeosphaeriaceae.